Salvelinus fontinalis (brook trout) is the source of this 2545-nucleotide messenger RNA. RefSeq lists its product as uncharacterized. Gene Ontology annotation, cellular component: extracellular region. The record is from RefSeq and is a predicted model, not a curated record. Gene Ontology annotation, biological process: cell population proliferation. Gene Ontology annotation, molecular function: cytokine activity; hormone activity. NCBI's taxonomy places the organism in Eukaryota, Metazoa, Chordata, Actinopteri, Salmoniformes, Salmonidae. The coding region runs from base 1275 to 1895 and encodes 206 amino acids. The transcript is spliced from 3 exons.
AGAAACUUGGCAAUCACACAGAAAUCCACACAUUGUGUCUAUCUUAUCUGUUUUAUGUACACUGAACAAAAAUAUAGAUGCAACAUGCAACAAUUUCAAAGAUUUUACUGAAUUACAGUUCAUAUAAGGAAAUCAGUACAUUUAAAUUAAUGAAUUAGGUCCUUAUGUAUGGAUUUCACCUUACUGGGAAUACAGAUAAGCAUCUGUUGGUCACAGAUUCUUCACCCAGAAGAAGGCACAGUGAUGUCAAAACAUUGGUGUUUAUUUAUCUGAUAAAUUACUGGGAGAUUAUACAUAUGGAGUGUUCGACUCUUUUUGUUUUUAUAGGUCACAGAUACUUUACCUUAAAAAAAAAUGGGCCUCACAAUGGGCCUCAUGUAACGGCGUUCCUCCUCCUCUUCAUCCGAAAAGGAGGAGUAGUGAUUCGACCAAAAUGCAGCGUUGUAGUUCGACAUAUUAUUUAAUAAACAAAACAGAAAACACGACGAACACUAGAAUAAUUACAAAACAAUAAACGACGUAGACAGACCUGGACGACGAACUUACAUGAAACACGAAGAACGCAAUAACAGGAAAACUGACUACAUAAAAACGAACAAACAAACAAAACCGAAAACAGUCCCGUGUGGCGUAACAUACAGACACUGACACAGGAGACAACCACCCACAAACAAACAGUGUGAAAACACCUACCUUAAUAUGGCUCUCAAUCAGAGGAAAUGAAAACCACCUGCCUCUAAUUGAGAGCCAUAUCAGGUCACCCUUAAACAAACAUAGAAACACACAACAUAGACUACCCACCCAAAACUCACGCCCUGACCGUCAAACACAUACAAAAUAACAGAAAACCGGUCAGGAACGUGACACCUCAGGAUCUCGUCACAGUAUUUUUGUGCAUUCAAAUUGCCAUCGAUAAAAUGCAAUUGUGUUCGUUGUCCGUAGCUUAUGCCUGCCCAACCAUAAUCCCACGGCCACCAUGGGGCACUCUGUUCACAACGUUGACAUCAGCAAACCACAAGCCCACACGACACCAUGCACAUGGUCUGUAGUUGUGAGUCCGGUUGGACUUACUGUCAAAAAACAUUGGAGGAGGCUUAUGGUAGAGAAAUUAACAUUCAAUUAUCUGUCAAUAGCUCUGGUGGACAUUAUUGCAGUCAGCAUUGCAAUUGCAUGCUCCCUAAAAACUUGAGACAUCUGUGGCAUUGUAUUGUGUGACAAAACUGCACAUUUUAGAGUGACCUUUUAUUGUCCCCAGUACAAGGUGCACCUGCAUAAUGAUCAUGCUGUUUAAUCAGCUUCUUGAUAUGCCACACCUGUCAGGUGGAUGGAUUAUCUUGGCGGAGAAAUGCUCACUCAAAAAUGCUCACUCAAAUUUGAAACAAGCUUUUUGUGAGUAUGGAAGAUUUCUGGGAUCUUUUAUUUCAGCUCAUGAAACAUGGAAUCAACACUUUACUUCACAUUAUAUUUUUGUAAAAAUGUUUCUUAAAUCCAUCCAGGUUGGCUGUAGUGGUUCAGACCAACUCCCCUCCUCCCUUCAGCUACCCUGUGUCAGGAUUCUAAAGGCAACCUGGGAUCACAAAUCUCUGCAGCAGAAGCGUGCUGAGGUGAGAGGGGCUCUGGGAGUGUUGUUGGACGGUGUAGGGAGAGUGAGGAAAGAGACCAAACUCAGCUGUCAGUCAUCUUUGCUGGAAAGACUUGAGCAUGGAAUCACAAACUACCUGCACAUAGUCACCAAACUGGACAUCAAGGGUGACUUGACAGAUCCAGACCCAGGCUGCCCCAGCCAGCAGAGCCGGAGUCUGACCCAGGUGCUGCAGCUGUACGGCAGGCUGCUCCGGGGGAAGCUGGAGUGGCUCUCCCUGGACCUCAGAGACAGCUGUCUGGACCAGAGUUGAUAACCUGGGAUUUCUUCUAUCCCUCUCCAGUAUUAUCAACGCUGAACUGGAUGAGGUAGCAUUCCCUGGUAGAGGCUAUCUGUACUACAUGGCAGUGUUUUGCUGCCACCUGUAUUUAUUAAUGGAGUUACAUUACCCUCUUCUGGUCAUAUACAGUAUGACAUGGUGUUGUACCUGUUGAGGAGUAGUUGGGAUCUGAGUAGGCUACAAAUGGCUACUAUCAAAAGCAGGCACUAUCAGAGAGAACAAGACCAAGACCAAAGAGAUUGGACCUAUGCUCUUAUUAGAUAAGACAAUUUUAAAGACUUUUACCCUGACUUUAAAGUGCCUCUGUGCCAAAUUGGAAGAAGACUAUCAACAGUAUUUUCAAAUGGGAAUAUCAACAGAGUAAAGGUAGCCUAACUUGCAUGGAUUUUCACAGCCAUGUCAGGAGGGAAAGAAACAUCCAUGCUGGAAAUAUAGUUGGUUAAAAUUGAUUACUGCACUGGUUGGAAGAAUGGAAGAGGAAUAUAAAUCAAAGGCAUAUUUUUGAAGAAUUACUAUUUUGGAAAAAGUUGAGCCAGAUGACAAUGAAAAUGUCAAGAGAGAAAGAGUGUGUUGUAUUCUAUAUGUAUCUCUCUGUGUAUAAUGAUUGAUAUUAAAGUGUCCUU